UGUGCGCCCUGCUGACCAAUCAGAGCGCAGGAGGCGGGAUCAGCGCGUGUUUGCAGGGUGACAUUGAGCGUGAAGUCGCCAUGUGUGAGCUAUAAUGCGUUACAGUGAGCAGUGUGUAGCUGUGAGAUAAUUAAUUCACUCAUGGAGACUUCAAACCCAGAUGAGCCCCACCUCAGACACGUGGAGCGCGACGUCCUGAUCCCGAAAAUGAUGAGAGAGAAAGCUAAAGAGCUCUGCGCCGAACACGUCGAAGCGUUCACAAAGUGCUGUAAGGACAGCGGGCUGCUCAUGGUGGUGAAAUGCAGAGAGGAAAAUAACGCUAUGAAACAGUGUCUCACCAAACAUUACACAGAUCCGGCGUUCUAUGAGGAGUGUAAGCAGCAGUACAUCAAGGAGAAGCAGGAGUACGAGCGCACCGGCAUCUCCGCCAAACACAGAGCGCACCGAUUACCCACCAGCAUGUAGAUCUCUCUCUCACACACACACACACACACACACACACACACACACACACACACACUGCUGUUUAUAUUCAUGACUAAACCUCAUAUAAAUUCAUAGAGAGAGUUUUAAUCACAUCAGAUGGAAUUUCCUCCGCUGGGACUCUCUCUCUCACACACACACACACACACAUUUUUUUUUUUUUUUUUAGAAUGCACUUAUUAUUUUGUUCUGAUUGUUUUUUUUUUUUUCUUAUUCUUUUGCGGGAUCAUCAGUUUUGUUUGAAAGUGAAACACACACAGUUUCCAGCAGCAGGGGAAUGAGCUGUGUCUAUCUUUUUUAAAUGAUGUGAGUUAAUAAAUGUAAUAAACCUCA
This is a messenger RNA of Pangasianodon hypophthalmus (striped catfish), 816 nucleotides long. RefSeq names its product C-x(9)-C motif containing 1 (gene cmc1). Bases 142 to 465 code for a protein of 107 amino acids. Gene Ontology annotation, cellular component: mitochondrion. The transcript has 4 exons. Lineage: Eukaryota; Metazoa; Chordata; Actinopteri; Siluriformes; Pangasiidae. The record is from RefSeq and is a predicted model, not a curated record.